AUGUUUUCCAAUAUCAAUAUUCUAUGGUGUGCAACUGACUGGUGGGCCUCAUUUGGUCAUGACACUCCUGACUUGCAAAAAUUUGCCGUCAAAGUUCUUAGCCUUACUUGUAGUUCCUCGGGAUGUGAGCGUAAUUGGAGUGUCUUUGAGCAUAUUCACACAAAAAAAAGGAAUAGACUAGCUCAAAAGCGUCUCAAUGAUUUGGUAUUUGUUAAGUACAAUAGAGCAUUGAAACGUCGAUACCUCAAACGUGAUCGCAUUGAUCCUAUAUCCUUGAAAGAUAUUGAUGAGAGCAAUGAAUGGUUGGCUCGGAAGAUGGAGGAAGAAGCUGUGUUUGAGGGUGAUGAUUUGAAUUGGAAUGAUGUUGCUUUAGCUUCUAGAGCCGAAGAACCAAGGAAAACAACCAGAGCAUCAAGUUCAAAGUCAACAGACUCAACACCUAUCGCGAAAAUGGCAAAACCAACUCUAAAGGCUAAGGCUUCAAGAGGAAAGACAUCUCUUAUAGAUGAGGUGAUCGAAGAGGGAGAAUAG
Molecule: messenger RNA, 531 nt
Organism: Rhododendron vialii
Lineage: Eukaryota; Viridiplantae; Streptophyta; Magnoliopsida; Ericales; Ericaceae
Exons: 2
Coding region: 1-531 (176 amino acids)
Molecular function (GO): protein dimerization activity
Source: RefSeq, a predicted model, not a curated record